This is a messenger RNA of Temnothorax curvispinosus, 1178 nucleotides long. RefSeq lists its product as uncharacterized. Bases 187 to 1050 code for a protein of 287 amino acids. NCBI's taxonomy places the organism in Eukaryota, Metazoa, Arthropoda, Insecta, Hymenoptera, Formicidae. The transcript is spliced from 4 exons. Gene Ontology annotation, biological process: regulation of transcription by RNA polymerase II. Gene Ontology annotation, cellular component: nucleus; transcription regulator complex. The record is from RefSeq and is a predicted model, not a curated record.
CUUGCUCCUUGCAUGCUAAUUUAUAAAUUUUUUUAUAUUACUGUUUAAAUAAAGUUGUAUAUGCAUGGUAAUGGUAAUUUUUAGGUUAGCGGCAAUUUUCCUUUAAUUUUAUAAGAGUGGUUAAAGAAUCAUUUUUAUUUGCUUUUUCCUUGUUAAUUUAUGAAUUUUUUUUAGAUUGCUAUCAUCAUGUCAGAUCACGAUAAUUAUUGCAAUGAUUUUAUUUAUGAUAUCGGAUGGUCUUCGGAUGAUCACACUGAAGAUAUCGGAAGUAUUUCUGAUGAUUCUGAAAACGUUGUUAUUGCAGAAAAAAGUGGCGAUGAAUUUCUCAUAGAAUUGUAUAGAGAACGAUCAUUUUUGUACGAUAAAAGAAAUGCUAAUUUUAAAAAUACAUUAAUGAAACAAAAUGCUUGGAACGAAAUCUCGAAAACAAUGAUUGAAACAAAUUGUGAUUUUUACACGCCUGAUUAUUGCCAAAGAAGGUGCACUUCAUUGAGAGAGCAAUAUAAUCGUGAAAAGAAAAGACUAGAAAAUCAGUGUAGAAGUGGAAGUGGUGCUCCAAAUUUAUCUUCUCGUCAAUUUCCAUUAUAUUCUCAAUUAAAAUUCUUGGACCAAGUCAUCAAAAGACGAAAAACUUAUAGUAAUGUAACCAAAUGUCAACCAGAUGCAACUUUUGUUAACAAAGGUCCAUCAGGAAGCAAAUCACAUGUUCCAGACGACGUUAACGCUUUUUCUUCGUGUAAUAAAGAAAGUCAAAACACAAAGCCCAAGGAAACUGUUGAUGCUGAACAUACUUAUGGCAAAGGUGUAAUAUGUUCUCCAAGGCCAAGAAAAAGAAAACUGGAUGAAACUAAGGAGUUAGAACAUAAUUUUUUUAAUGUGGGCAAUAGAAUUGUAAAUUAUAUGGAAUCGACAAAAGCAUCUACAGCAGAUGAUGCAUUUAUGGAAUUUAUAAAAGUACAGUUCAACGGUAUGCCAGAACAUGAAAAGCAUAUCAGAAGGAAAAUGAUGAUGGAUUCUCUAAUAACACCAUUACCAGAAACAUCGAAUUGAACAUAGAUAAGUUAUUUAUGUUUACACUUCAGUUUAAUUAUCUGCAUGUACACCUCUACGGAUAAAGUCGUACUGCCACGCCAAUUCUCCAGUUGGAGAGACAAAGUAUUCGCAUAAUGUGUUUCGUU